AAAGCAGCUAGUAAGUUGCAGGACAUGAUUCUUUGCUGCUGACCCUUAUAUUCCAACAUGGGUACCUCUACUAAAUACACACCAGCCUCCACGGAGGAGCCAGUCCCUAAUGGGACAAAGGAUUCCACGGCAGACUCUGGCUCGCAAGAGUCCAUGAAACUGAAAAAAGAGAUCUCUCUGUUGAAUGGGGUAUGCCUCAUUGUGGGGAACAUGAUUGGUUCUGGAAUCUUUGUGUCACCCAAAGGAGUCUUAAUAUACAGUGCUUCCUAUGGCCUCUCACUGGUAAUAUGGGCAAUCGGAGGUGUUUUUUCUAUCUUUGGUGCUUUGUGUUAUGCUGAGCUUGGGACCACAAUCACCAAGUCUGGGGCCAGCUAUGCCUAUAUUCUAGAGGCCUUCGGGGGGUUUGUGGCUUUUAUCAGACUCUGGACAUCUCUUCUCAUCAUUGAGCCCACAAGCCAAGCUGUCAUUGCCAUCACAUUUUCCAACUAUAUGUUGCAGCCUAUCUUCCCUUCAUGUGGAUCUCCUUAUGCUGCUAACAGACUUAUUGCAGCAGGCUGUAUAGCACUCCUUACCUUUGUGAAUUGUGCCUAUGUAAAAUGGGGGACCCGGGUCCAGGAUAUCUUCACUUAUGCCAAAGUGCUAGCUUUGAUUGCUGUCAUUAUAGCUGGAAUUGUAAAGAUCUGUCAAGGUCAGUCGGAAAACUUUGAAAAUUCCUUUGCUGGCUCCUCAUAUGAUGUUGGUGACAUUGCUCUUGCAUUGUACUCUGCACUUUUCUCAUACUCAGGAUGGGACACACUUAACUUUGUCACAGAAGAAAUAAAAAACCCAGAGAGGAACCUGCCAUUGGCCAUUGGAAUUUCUAUGCCUAUUGUGACAGUGAUUUACAUUCUUACCAAUGUAGCCUAUUACACCGUGCUGGAUAUCAAUGAAAUUCUUGCCAGUGAUGCUGUUGCUGUGACCUUUGCUGAUCAGAUUUUUGGCAUAUUUAACUGGACUAUACCACUGGCUGUUGCUUUGUCUUGCUUUGGUGGCCUCAAUGCAUCUAUCCUUGCUGCAUCCAGGCUGUUCUUUGUGGGAUCUCGGGAGGGCCACCUUCCUGAUUCACUCAGUAUGAUCCACGUGCAAAGAUUUACACCCAUACCUGCCCUUCUCUUUAAUGGUGCAAUGGCUCUGGUGUAUCUCUGUGUUGAAGACAUCUUCCAGCUCAUUAAUUACUAUAGCUUCAGUUACUGGCUGUUUGUGGGACUUUCUAUAGCUGGGCAGCUAUAUCUGCGUUGGAAAGAACCAGACCGACCUAGGCCACUUAAGCUCAGUCUAGUGUUCCCGAUCAUAUUCUGUCUUUGUACCGUGUUCCUGGUGGCUGUGCCCCUGUAUAGUGACCUAAUAAAUUCUCUGAUUGGAGUGGGUAUUGCAUUGUCAGGAGUUCCAGUCUAUUUCUUUUUUGUUCGAGUCCCUGAGAAACGGAAGCCACAAUGUCUUCAGCGUGCUGCAGCUGCUCUGACCCGAUACACCCAGAUUCUGUGCUACUCAGUACUAACUGAAAUGGACCCAGAAGAGGAACAAGAAAAAAGUGAUUGAUAGACCUCCCCAUCAUUCCAUGACUGACUCAAAGAAACUUGAAGCCUUACUAAUUUAUUUCAUGAACUGUGCCUUUUUUUUUUAAAUUAACCUUUUUAUUGCACGGUGGCUGCAGAGCAGUUCUCUGGAUGGACAUGGGCCAACCAUUUCUCUCUGGGAGGGAAUAGUUGAAUAGCUUAAACGUUAAACCUUUUAUUAUUUCCAAGACAAGGUAUGGUUUAUAGUUUGAGGGCCAGCCUUGUGCCAUAGAGCAAUAUGCCCCUGGCUGAUCCAGUAUGAAGUUGAAGCCAUUUACACUACCAGUGUUCUUAUUUGCCUCCCAAUCACAUUCAUUUAUUGUGGAAUUUGGCUACAGGCAAGAAUGAGCAAAUUUCACAGAUCUAAUCAAGACACUUUUAGAUAUUCUUGUGUUUCUGGAUGACACAGUCAACAUGUUUAUAUAAAAAAACAGUGCUUUUGAGAACAUGUAAGCUAGUCAAACAAUGGAAAAUAGAAUUAUCUGAUACAAAACAAAUUAGGAAUUCAAGAUGUAUUAAAAAAAAAAUGGUAGCCCAGACCAUCAUCUAUACCUUUUGCUUCCAGAGUUAAAGUGGAUGGAUUCUCAGGCCUGAAAACAAAAGCUGUUUUAAAGACGUUUUCACCAAACAAUGCUGGACAAGAUGGAGGGGUUUACAAAUGUACUGUGCUGCUAAAUCAUCACAUAUCUGACAUAUGGGUAUUUAUGGCACUAGAUUAAAUCUGAUAUCAUACGUGAGAUAGCAGACAAAUGUUACCUUUCCUUGACACUCCAUGUAAGCUAGGUAUAGUAUUUAUACCAAGCUUAAAAAAAAAAAGUUAGCAAAUGGAUAUGUGUGGUUUACUAUAUGACUGGAAGGUGGCUAAUGGACUCUUGGCUGUGACCAAUUAAAAAUGAUAGUCUAGCCAUCCCAAAAACAAAGCAGUAACAUAGGGUAAAAGCACAAAAUAUUUUGAUUGACCUGAUCCUUUUAGGGAGAUCUUCAGCAACUAAAUGCUAAAACCACUGGCAUUGUACAUGAUCUUUCUCUUGCACUGUUGUGCUUUUUUCACCAGCUGUUUUAAGGUUUAAGAUCAAAAUUGAGUUUGUGAAAAAAAUCAUGAUGUGAAGUCCACAUUUCUGUUCACUCAUAUAGGAUCUUCAGAGUUCUGUUCACCAGAGGAAAACAUACCCUGAAGUGCACCGCAGGGAGAAGUUCAUAUAAAAUACGCUGAAAGAAGAAAGAUCUUGUAUCUCAUGAUAGGUGCCAAAUUGUCAUUGCUGGAAAAAAUGCAAUAAACGUUGAGUCUGAAAA
This is a messenger RNA of Xenopus laevis (African clawed frog), 2888 nucleotides long. RefSeq names its product solute carrier family 7 (amino acid transporter light chain, y+L system), member 7 L homeolog (gene slc7a7.L). Gene Ontology annotation, cellular component: plasma membrane; membrane. Gene Ontology annotation, molecular function: basic amino acid transmembrane transporter activity; transmembrane transporter activity; L-amino acid transmembrane transporter activity. The transcript is spliced from 10 exons. The record is from RefSeq and is a predicted model, not a curated record. Gene Ontology annotation, biological process: amino acid transmembrane transport; L-alpha-amino acid transmembrane transport; transmembrane transport. NCBI's taxonomy places the organism in Eukaryota, Metazoa, Chordata, Amphibia, Anura, Pipidae. The coding region runs from base 58 to 1578 and encodes 506 amino acids.